UAAUUCGGUGUUAGUAGAAAGAGGAAUGUUUUGCGAUAUCAAAUUUUGGUGCCGUACAUAAAUGAUAUACCAAAUCAAAUUAAAUAUGGCUAUCAUAAAUUUUACUUCUUCUUCUUAACCAAAAGUCAACAAUAUCAUGUCUGCACAAGAACAUCUCGUCACUCCUAUGAACGAUGAAGGUGAAUACUUGCUUGAAACUGCUGCUAAUGACGUUUAUGAAGCUGUGAUUGACGAUGUUGAAGAUGAAGAUCUUGACGAAGAUGCACUUUAUUUGAAACGAGAACUUGAAAGCCAUAAAAGUCUUCAUUGGCUCAAACGUCCAUCAGUGAUACUGAUUUGUAUAGCCAUAUUCCUUUUCACUGCGCUGAAUACCGUCGGAGCAGCUGCUUUCCAGCUAGUGCUUUAUCAAUUAAGUUGUAAUUCUGUAGCGGAAAACGGUGUGUGUGAUCCGGUUCGUGCUCAAAUCGUACUUUCAACUUAUUCCCAAUAUGAAAUGAUCUUGGGAGGUAUAUUACCCAUUUUAGCCUCUGCAAAGGUUGGAGAACUUCUGGAUAAGUAUGGCCGUAAGCCAUUUCUUUCACUUAUUUUCCUGGCAUAUUGUCUUCAAAAGCUUCUCAGCUAUAUUCUAGUUAUGAAAGCUGUUGAAUUACCGUUCAUUGGAUUGCUAGCUUGUGUAAUGCUUGGAUCAAUAUUUGGUGGAGUGGCGACUAUUAUUGCUUUAGCACAAUCAUAUGUGACAGAUGUAAUCGAACCACAUCAAAGAACAUUUUGUAUUGGGUUAGUUCUGGCUGCUGUUAUGGUUGGUCAAGGUGUCGGUCCAGCAGUGGCUGGAUUGGCUGUUACCUUAUUCGGUGGUUCUGGAGAACCUAAUAAUAAAGCUGACUAUAGUAUUCAAAACAUAGGCAUUGAUUCUAAGUUUGGUCCUAGUCAAUUAAUACCGUUAAGGACCGAGUUGUUGAUUACAAUAAUGUUAUCACUUUAUUCGAUCUUUAUAGUUCCAGAAUCGAGGGGAAAAAGGGCAAGAUCCAAAUCGAGAUCAAGUUCAGUAGCUGUUUCAGCUUUGGGUGUCACUGAGAGACUUAGAGCUAUCGAACAACCUUCAUUAUUAGUACAAAUGGGUAGAUUACUUAACUUAUUAAAGCCAUUGACAUUGUUAGCUUAUCCUUCUAGCAUCGUUCCACAGAGUCGUAAACAUAACAUAGUCAAAUAUCGUAUUGUUGUUAUACUUUUAAUUGUAUUCGGUACGAUUUUUGUAAGUACACAUAUGGCAUUUGGUCAAAUUCUUCUUCAAUAUGGUAUUUUCAGAUUUAACUGGGGAACAACGGAGAUCGGUUAUUUUAUCACCAUAGUCUGUGUAGGUGCUUCGGUCAUGUUAACUUUUGGAGCUCCAAUUAUGAUUAAUACCAUCUUACAAGGUUAUUUUGGACUCACACCACUUAAGCGUCAACUUGAUUUAAUUGAUUUUUUCAUGAUUAUGUGGGGUAGAGUUGUUGACAUAAUCGCUUAUUCAGUUUUAGCUGCUGCCACAUCUUCAGCUCAAAUAUACGGAGGCUGUAUAUUGGUAGGUCUUGCUACCCCAGCAGGACCAGCUGUAACCGCUGGAUUACUUAAAUUUUUCCCAAGUUCCAAAACAGGUGAGUUUUUUGGAGCUAUUUCAUUAGUACAAAGUUUUGCUAAUAUCAUUCUGACUUUAAUGGUUAUGAGUAUGUAUAGAUUUGGAAUUAGACAUAGUUUCCCAGAACUUGUCUUUGUAUUCUAUGCUUGUUUAAGUUUUCUUUACAUUUGUGUUUUAUUGAUUGUAAAGAAGAUAUUAAGAUUAACUGUUGAAACUAACGACGAACAGUUAAUCAGAAGCAACUCUUCUCUUUCGUUAGCACCUUCUGAUGUCAGUGAAUAAUUUCAGUUCGUCAUGGUUUAAUUUUUUGGUUAUUUAGAUUUUGAUAGUUAUAUUUAGUAGAUAUACAUUAAUUUUGCAGUUUAGCACUAGCGCUAACGGGAUAUUUUUCUGCAUAGGGAAAUACAUGAUUUUCCCUGGAGAUAAAC
Molecule: messenger RNA, 2043 nt
Organism: Scheffersomyces coipomensis
Lineage: Eukaryota; Fungi; Ascomycota; Pichiomycetes; Serinales; Debaryomycetaceae
Product: multidrug efflux protein
Exons: 1
Coding region: 137-1897 (586 amino acids)
Biological process (GO): transmembrane transport
Cellular component (GO): membrane
Molecular function (GO): transmembrane transporter activity
Source: RefSeq, a predicted model, not a curated record